Molecule: messenger RNA, 1979 nt
Organism: Hibiscus syriacus
Lineage: Eukaryota; Viridiplantae; Streptophyta; Magnoliopsida; Malvales; Malvaceae
Product: amino acid transporter AVT1A-like
Exons: 12
Coding region: 147-1763 (538 amino acids)
Cellular component (GO): plasma membrane
Source: RefSeq, a predicted model, not a curated record
GAAAACCUUCUUCCUUAUUUGGCUCCACUGUUUACUCCCUUAUUUAACUUGUUUUACAGCCAUUCAUCCCCCCUCAAACUCUGCCACCUUCCUCUCUUGAAUCGAUCAAAACCCAGUUUUCAUUUCUCUCUUUUCAUCCAGUUAUCAUGGCUGACGAGGUGAAGGAUAAGCAUGAUGAGGAGUUCCUACUGGAAAGUGAUGAAAAUGAGGACGACCUUGAAGGGAGCAAGGCCGGCGACGUCAGCGACGCCAGCAUCAACUACCGUACCGAUGAUGAUGUCGACGGCUCCCGGCGACAUCCUUCUUUCACUUCACAGCAAUGGCCUCAGAGUUUCAAAGAGACAAUGGAUCCUUAUACAAUCACGGCAUCUCCUGGCUUUGGAAUCGUUGGGGGAAUUCAAAAUUUGAGACAUCUUAGUUUUACCAGUCAGAAAAGUAAUUUGGAACUGGAUGGAAGACUUCCUCUUAUGCCCGAGAAUCGAAAGAGUUAUUCCAAGGAAUUUUUGGAGAGCCUCUCAAGAGCACAGUCAGGGUGGUCACAGAGGCCAUCAUUCCCUAAGCAACUUACUGGAGAGUUUCCCAUUUCUUAUGGAUGCAGCGUGACCCAGACCGUAUUUAAUUCCAUAAAUGUAAUGGUUGGAGUUGGGCUUCUCUCCACACCUCAUACAAUAGCAGAUGCAGGCUGGGCAAGCUUGUUGGUUCUAGUCUUUUUUGCUGUUGUAUGUUGUUAUACAGCCACACUCAUGAAAUACUGCUUUGAAAGCAGAGAAGGAAUUAUAUCUUACCCUGAUAUGGGUGAAGCGGCUUUCGGACGAUUCGGACGCCUUUUGGUAUCUAUUGUUCUCUAUACAGAAUUAUAUUCAUAUUGUGUGGAAUUUAUUAUCAUGGAAGGUGACAAUCUUACAAGGCUAUUUCCUGGAGUUUCUUUGGAUUGGCCUUUUCUAAAGUUGGAUUCGACGCAUCUCUUUGGAAUUUUAAUUGCAUUUGUUAUUCUACCGACCGUCUUGUUAAAAGAUAUCCGUUUGAUUUCUUAUCUUUCAGCUGGUGGGGUUGUUGCAACAUUGGUAAUAGGUCUUUGUCUUCUGUAUCUCGGUACACUGGGCGGUGUUGGCUUCCAUCAUACCGGUAAAGUUGUGAAUUGGAGCGGCCUUCCUGUUGUAAUUGGUGUGUAUGGAUUUUGUCAUUCAGGACACUCUGUGUUUCCUAAUAUUUAUCAAUCGAUGGCUGAUAAAUCACAAUUCAAGAAAGCAAUGCAAAUAUGUUUCUUUUUGUGUAUCGUAUUGUACGGAGGUGUUGCAGUCAUGGGUUAUCUCGAGUUUGGUCAAAGCACAUCGUCUCAAAUAACUUUGAAUAUGCCACCAGAUGCUAUUGUUUCUAAAAUCGCGUUGUGGACGACGGUUAUCAACCCACUCACAAAAUAUGCAUUAUUGUUGAUCCCCUUGGCGAGGAGCAUAGAGGAGCUGCUGCCAGAUCAUAUCGUGGAUAGCUUAUGGUGUUUCGUUCUUCUGAGAGCGGCAUUAGUCUUUUCUACCCUUGUCGUUGCAUUUGCCAUGCCUUUCUUCGGUCUUCUGAUGGCUUUAAUUGGUUCUCUUCUAAGCUUCAUGGUGGCUAUAAUAAUGCCAUCACUAUGUUUCAUUAAGAUCGCCGGAAGGAAAGCUUCAAGGAUAGAUAUGGUUUUGAGUGCAACAAUCGUUGUAAUAGCCGCAGUGUGUGCAGUGGUUGGGACGUAUUCAUCAGUGCGUGGGAUUGUGAGUAAUUACUGAUACACAGGGGCAUAGCUUCGUGCUGGUUCUCCACCUGUAGAUUGUCAUAAUGGGGAUGUUGCUGCUGGGAAGAAACGAUGUUUCACUCUCAAACUGCUCUGCCGACAUAUAUAUUCGACUAAGAAUACAGUAUUGCAAGACAUUAAAGAAUAUUUAGUAUUCAGACAUGUUAUCUGUUGGUCAUGUUAUGAUGUGAAUUGCUUUGAUGCCCCCCCA